AUGGCGGCGCCCAUGCUUCGCCGGUGUUGUCCUGGGAGACAUUGGCCUUUAGCCUGCGUUGAUGGCAGCUCUCUCCUGGGAAGAGGGUCUCCGCCAGGGUCCACGUUCAGCGGGAAUAGGGACCAGAGCUCAGUAACCCAUCAGUCCCUCAGCACGUCCCCGAACCCGAGGAAAGGUAAAUCCAAGUGGACAGCCGUGGUAGGUUUGGAGAUUCAUGCCCAAAUAUCCUCCAACUCUAAACUCUUUUCUGGAUCUCAAGUCCACUCUGCAGCACCUCCAAAUUCUACUGUCUCCUUUUUUGAUGCAUCUCUGCCUGGAACUUUGCCGGUGCUCAACAGGAGGUGCGUGGAGGCAGCCGUACUGACGGGUCUGGCACUGAACUGCCAUAUCAACAGGAAGUCCUUGUUUGACCGGAAGCACUACUUCUACGCUGACCUUCCUGCAGGCUAUCAGAUCACCCAGCAGCGGCUCCCCAUCGCCGUGAACGGCAGCCUGGCCUACAGCAUGUAUGCAGGGCCACAGCCAGGCCAGGUGAUCCCCAAGACCGUGCGCAUCAGGCAAAUCCAGCUGGAGCAAGACAGUGGCAAGAGCCUUCACGACGAGCAGCGGGCACAGACGCUCAUCGACCUAAAUCGGGCAGGGGUUGGCCUGCUGGAAUUGGUUCUGGAGCCUGACAUGACCUGUGGGGAAGAGGCAGCCACAGCUGUGCGGGAGCUGCAGCUGAUCCUGCAAACCCUGGGGAGCAGCCAGGCCAAUAUGUCAGAAGGUCAACUGAGAGUGGAUGCCAAUGUGUCUGUGCAUCGCCCUGGGGAGCCUUGGGGUGUGCGGACGGAAGUGAAGAAUCUCAACAGCAUCAAGUUCUUGGCUAAAGCCAUUGACUAUGAAAUCCAAAGGCAAAUCAGUGAACUUGAGAAUGGAGGUGAAGUUGUGAAUGAAACUCGCUCCUUUGAUUGCAGGCUGGGAUGCACCGUGUCAAUGCGAGACAAGGAGGGCAAACAGGACUACAGGUUCAUGCCCGAGCCCAACCUGCCACCCCUGCUGCUCUACGACUCGGCAUCCCUGCCCGCCGGAGCUGACCCCCAGCAAGUGGUCAACAUAGACCAGCUCCGCCAGCAGCUCCCUGAGCUGCCCUGCGUGACCCGAGAGAAGCUGGUUCAGCAGUAUGGGAUGCUGCCCCAGCACAGCUCUGCCUUGGUGAAUGAAGCUGGUCUCCUGGAGUUCUUCCAGAAUGUGAUCAAAGAAACUCAGGCUGAGGCCAAGACAGUGACCAGCUGGAUUCUCAACACUUUCUUGGGGUUUCUGAAGCAGCAGAACCUUGCUGUCAGGGACAGUCCCAUGAGCCCUUCCACCCUGGCUGAGCUCCUCAACCUGCUGCACCGGAAUGAGGUUUCCACACCCGCCGCCAAGCAGGUGUUCGCUGAGCUGUGGCAGAAUCCCGGGAAGACGCCGAUGCAGAUAGUGGCCGAGAAGCAGCUUGAUUUGAUGCAGGAUCGAGCAGCACUGGAGCAGCUAUGCCGAACCACGCUGGAAGACCACCCACAAAUGGUGAUGGACGUGAAGGGAAACCCUAGAACCAUUAACAAACUCAUCGGGUUAGUCCGAAAGGCGACUCUCAACCGAGCAGACCCACGGGUGAUAAAGGAGGUGCUGGAGAAGCAACUGGAGCGCACCUGAGACCUCUUGCCAGGGUCAUGACCACCCAGGGCAGGGCCUCAGCCCCAGCAUGUCACUGACAGUCCCAGUCAGUGUAGUUGCUUUCAGCAGUAGCUACCCCUUGCUGAGACAGGAAGGACACCCACAGAGACAGGGGGAUGCCUACCCAUGGGGCCCCUUUUCCAGAGGGACACAGGCAGUCAGAGUGAGCCCAGCCUUGGGGCCCACCUGUGUGAGUGCUUGGCCUCCCCCACCCCUGCACUGCCCCUGGAGUCCUGGAUGACAAGGAUAAAGGAAAGGGUUUUGUUUGUUCUUGUUAGACAAAAAUAAGACAAAGCGUUUUCAAAUAAAUUUAAUGAAUAAAAUAUAUACUGGGAUAUUAUAUUAAAAAAUUAACUUACACUUCAAA
This is a messenger RNA of Suncus etruscus (white-toothed pygmy shrew), 2062 nucleotides long. It is a transcript of the gene GATB, whose product is annotated as glutamyl-tRNA amidotransferase subunit B. The transcript has 13 exons. Gene Ontology annotation, biological process: glutaminyl-tRNAGln biosynthesis via transamidation; mitochondrial translation. The record is from RefSeq and is a predicted model, not a curated record. The coding region runs from base 1 to 1674 and encodes 557 amino acids. Gene Ontology annotation, molecular function: glutaminyl-tRNA synthase (glutamine-hydrolyzing) activity. NCBI's taxonomy places the organism in Eukaryota, Metazoa, Chordata, Mammalia, Eulipotyphla, Soricidae.